Hydra vulgaris (swiftwater hydra) is the source of this 852-nucleotide messenger RNA. RefSeq names its product zinc finger MYM-type protein 1-like. Lineage: Eukaryota; Metazoa; Cnidaria; Hydrozoa; Anthoathecata; Hydridae. The record is from RefSeq and is a predicted model, not a curated record.
AUGCCAGAAACCCAUCGAUCGGCAUUAUCUCUGCCAACAGGAUAUUCCAAGCCCAAGGACAAUAAAUGGAAGAAACUUUAUGAAAAAAUUCCUCAUCAUCAAUCCAGCAGUGGGCAUAAAAUGUGUUAUGUAGAAUGGAGACGAUUAGAAGAAAAUCUCAGAGAUAAUACAACUAUCAAUUUUUUAUUAAAUGAUAAUAUAAAGACAGAAGUGGAAAGAUGGAGGCAAAUACUUCGUAGAGUGUUAGAUGUUAUCUUGUUUUUGGGUGAAAGAGGUCUUGCAUUUAGAGGCGAUAGUCAUCUAAUUGGUGAACCCAAAAAUGGGAAUUUUUUGGGAAUUAUGGAACUCAUUGGUCAUUACGAUUCCAUUCUACAUGAUCAUCUCGAAAAAGUAAAAGCUUCUCAACAGAGCCAUAAGCGAAUGCAAGCACAUUAUUUGUCAAAUGAUAUCCAGAAUGAGUUUAUUCAGUGCUGUGCAGAUAAAGUCACAGAUGUGAUAUUAGAUGAGAUGGAGAAAUGCAAAUAUUUUUCAAUGAUUGUGGAUGCAACGCCUGAUACAGCUAAUAUUGAGCAAAAUGUUUUUAUUUUAAGAUACGACUUACAGGACAAAUUGACAGGAAAAGAUGAGGUAAAAGAGAGAUUUCUGGAAUUUGUAGAUUGCAAUAAAAAAACUGGUGAAGAUAUUGCAAAUACAAUUACUUCUACUCUUCAGAAACAUAAAAUACCACUGAUGUGCUGUCGUGGACAAGGAUACGACAAUGGGAGUAAUAUGAAAGAUUCAGUCAAGGGAGCACAAGCUCGAAUGUUGUCCUUAAGUGAUAACUUUCUUUGGGAUAGUGCAAAAACUGUAUAA